AUGUACAUGCUGGCACCGAAGCUGGUGAACAGAAGGGUCUGGUACAUCGGAAUCAUGUACCUGCCGCGGGCCUGGAAAAUGAACUAUCAGCAUGCGCCUUGGUGUUUUGCCGUUUGCCGUCCCAUCUCUUUCUGCUCCCUCAUUGCCCGACCCCCACGUCAUAUUCGCGACCACGGCUCACGCUCCUAUGUCGAGACUACGCACCUUCUGCCAAGUCCUCAGACCAUCAUGCUUCUGGAACUCGCGCUGGUAGUGGGGAACCCUGUUCUCGCGGAAGACCCAGCUGCAGACUGUCAGUAUCGAGCCGUGAGGGGGAAUCCAAAGGAGCGCAGAGGCAGCCGUCGCGGGGCUUCCUGGAGCGCACGACAGCACGCGCAGCUGCAGCAUAGACCCGUUUUGGGUCGCUUCAACUUUCGCAUUGAGCUACCCACAGUGACACAGACGGAAAGCGUGGUUGCUAUCGCCAAUGGAACACUUCACUGCCCGCCUGCCUUGUUGAUGCCACCGGCCCUGGACAGGCUCCUCGCCAGCCCGUCUGCCCUGCGACUCCUGCGCUCCAUUGUCAAUGCUCGCGAGCUUCCUGCACCAUGUUCGACGGCCGCCAAUUGUUGCCAUUCGAUAGCCUCUCGCCGCAGAUACUCGACUGCUGGAAAGCCCCAGGCAACGCGGAAGUGGAGACGAUGGAAGGACACGGCGGGAGACAUUGUCCAUCGCGAGAAAGUGCUGCAGUUCCUCGAAGACGACGAUGACGUCUCGGGGAAAGACCCAAGAGGCAGUCGGGACGGUAAAGAGGAGGCAUUGUGGGCUGCAUACGUCGCCCACCAGGAGAGGCUCCGUGGACUGCAGGGGAUUCGCUCAGUAUGGAGUGCUCGUCGUGUCCAGGCCUACCGUCUGCCCACCACCGACACCACCGACGCAGAGAUCCUGUGGGGGACCUUCAUCAAGCACCCAGAGCUGGUCGUGGACGUCAUAGACCAUGCAGCCGACCUGCUGAAGGAGACGGGCCAGACUUACCCUCGCCUGUACGAGCUGGUCAUGGGCUACUGGCUUCCACGCAGACAGCCCGCUGCCCUCGACUACCACCACCACAUGUUGGUGACGCUGAAUUUGAGGAAGCUCCCACUGCAAACCCUGGCGCGUCGAGGAGCGUCUCACCUCACGCCCUCGGCCUACGACGCGCUGAUGCACAUAUACCGCCAGAGCAAUGAGCGCAAUCUCUACGACGACGUAGUGCCGCCGCUCAUCGACAAGGGCCGCAUCGCCAUGGCCCGUCGAUGGCACAGUCUGUGCGUCGUCAGGGACGACCUCCCCUCCGCAGCCGUCGCUUUACAUCCUGUCGUGCAGAUAUUCACUGCCGAAGCAUCUGUCAUAUCCAAUCCUAGACCCCUUGCCGAGACCAUGGAUGCCCCGCAAAGAUCGAAACGAAGAAAACCCAGCUACGACGAGGAUCUUAUGCGCCGGCUUCAAGGUCGUGACACGGCGCCCGUACGCUUUGAAGACGCGUUCUGUGCUCGCAUGUUUGCCACCAGGGCCAUUCCGCCCGAUUCGAUCAUAAAGGGGCUUGCCAUGGUGGGGGUGAAUGAGAUCGGGCCUCAGGCAGUGCUUGCCAUGGCGGCUCGAACAGAACCGAUCAUGGACCUGCCACGGAGAUUUGAGGAACUCCGAGCGGCAGGCAUCGCACUCCAGGGGAGUGUGUUCAUUCUAGCUAUAGAGAAGUUUGCUAUGGAGCAGAAGUGGGAUCUGGUGCGCAGCAUGCUCAUCAGCGACCAGCAUCCCGACGUCUUUGGGAACGCAGAUGUCCAGCGGAAGUUGCUCAACUACUACCUCGACCAGGAGGAUUACGUACAAGCUCAUCGCACUCUCGCGGUUCUUACGUUAUUUCACAAAGACCCUAAUCACGAAGCGUGGAACUUGCUGUUGCAGAUUUACACCCAACGCUCCGGGCCACAUCGCAUCGUGACAACCCUUCAGGAUAUGCGUGCUCAGCGCGUCAUACUCACAACUGAAUCCAUCGUAGCCAUCAAGAGCCUACUGCGACCGCGGCAGCGUGGCCACAAACCAGGCGUAUCAACCAGGGGCGGCUUCGACGACUUGCGCUUCGUUUCCCGUGUCUUCAUGACCAUCCUCGAGGCCGGCAUGGCGCCCAUUUCACCCGCCUCAUGGCGCGAGAUCAUCCGUCGCUUUGGCAUGUCUGGACGAUUCAGAGAACUCAGACGCCUCUUACUCUGGCUCGUCUGCUGGUACGCACCACGAAGCAACACGCAAUUCUCCAACCUACCCAAAUCCCCCUUCCUCGAUACAGCGACCGCAAAACUGCGCACCGCCUUCCCCGAACCAAACUACUACUUCCACUUCCCCGGAUCCACCCCGCAACAACUAUCCGAACUCCACCCCAUCCGACAACUCCUCCGCCCAUCCCUACUACAAGGCCUCAUCAUCUGGGGCUUCAAAGCAGGACUCCUACCAAACGCGCAUCUCGAACAGUCCAUCCUCGGCCCCACCCUAGCGAAAAAACACUACCGCCACCGCCUCCUCAAAAACCACACCCUCAACCGUCUCCACUGGAGUGAGGGGCUCAGAACGGUCGUCCAGCUCCGCGACCUGGGCGUAAAAGUCUGGCGCCAUAACGUCAUCAAAGCCCUACAAGCACAGCUCAUCGUCAUGUUCGGCCGCGGCCACUCCAAACGGAGAGAGAACCGCGUCAUGGAAAAAGUCAACCACAGACCGUACCUGACCUACGUCAGGGAAAUCAACGCAACAUGGGGCGCCAGCUUGUUCCGCGAGCCCCAGCUUCUCGGCACGAGCAGGCUGCAUACGGGGAUGUGGCAUCCGCGGCUGCGCAGGAGGUUUGCGAAGCCGAGUGUGAGUCUGGUGGAGAUGCUGGGCAGGGACUGGCAGCGCGGCGGCGAGGAUGUGGCGGUUGGGCAGGGCGGUGGGGAGGGGGGUGGUGAUGCGCUGGAGGAGCUGCAGAGCGCGUUUGCGGCGCAGGAGAAGGCGAGAAAUCCGGAUUUUAGGUCGGCGUUGGCGCGUGGGGUGACGAGUAAGGAGGAUAGCGGGGGGCAUGGGCCGGUGCGCGCUGUUAAUGUUAGGUCACUGACAACGUGA
This is a messenger RNA of Dothidotthia symphoricarpi CBS 119687, 3105 nucleotides long. RefSeq lists its product as uncharacterized. The coding region runs from base 1 to 3105 and encodes 1034 amino acids. NCBI's taxonomy places the organism in Eukaryota, Fungi, Ascomycota, Dothideomycetes, Pleosporales, Dothidotthiaceae. The record is from RefSeq and is a predicted model, not a curated record. The transcript has 2 exons.